AACCGUCCGGUUGUCAUUUCUCGGCCCUUUUUUAAACAAAAUUCCAGUGUUCAAUCAAAAUUUUUAAUAAAUAGGCCGCGCGCAUCGAUCUCGACGUUAUCCAUCCGAAAGCGUUGUUUUAAAAUUUUAAACGAACCAAAAAAAGAGGUCGUCAGCGCGUCCACCCGCUUUUAAUAUUUCCAUCGUCGUCAAUUUUCUUUUUAACUGAGAAUCAAAAACGGCACCACCGAGACGCUGAUGUUGUGUACCCUCAUUUCUAUGUCUCUAUGUGCGGGAAGUACUCCGUGAACGGUUGCAUGGACAAGUUCGCAGGAUGGGGCCCGCCCGGAGACCUGAUCGGAGGAAAUGUAAUGACUAUGGAUGAGAAGUAUGUGGAGAGUAUAUGGGCCUUAUUGAAGAAUGCUAUCCAAGAGAUUCAAAAGAAGAACAAUUCGGGGUUGAGUUUCGAGGAGCUCUACCGCAAUGCGUACACCAUGGUCCUGCACAAGCAUGGCGAACGCCUUUACACCGGCUUAAAGGAGGUCGUAACACAGCAUCUCGAAGGAAAGGUCCGUGAAGACGUUUUAAAGUCGUUGAAGAACAAUUUCCUGCUGAUAUUAAAUCAGGCUUGGAACGACCAUCAAACAUCGAUGGUGAUGAUACGUGACAUCCUAAUGUAUAUGGACCGUGUGUAUGUACAACAAAACGAUGUCGACAAUGUAUAUAAUCUUGGUUUAAUUAUUUUUCGAGAUCAGGUUGUUCGAUAUGGUUGUAUUCGAGAUCAUCUACAAGAUACAUUGCUGGAUAUGGUGAUGAGAGAAAGACGCGGUGAAAAAGUCGAUCGUAUCUCAAUAAAAAAUGCUUGUCAAAUGUUAAUGAUUUUGGGUAUAGAUGGUAGAUCGGUUUACGCGGAAGAUUUCGAAAGACCUUUUCUAGAACAAUCUGCCGAAUUUUACAAGGUUGAAAGUCAAAAGUUUUUGGCCGAAAAUAGCGCCUCUGUGUACAUAAAAAAGGUGGAGGCGCGAAUCAACGAAGAAUCGGAACGCGCCAAACACUAUUUAGACGAAUCGACCGAACCGAGAAUAGUGGGCGUUGUCGAACAGGAACUCAUUGAGAAACACAUGAAAACCAUCGUCGAAAUGGAAAAUUCCGGCGUCGUUCAUAUGCUAAAAAAUCAAAAAACCGAAGAUUUGGCGUGCAUGUACAAGCUGUUUGGACGCGUUGGGGACGGCUUGAAAACGAUGGCCGAUUGCGUCAGCCAUUACCUCCGCGAAGAAGGAAAAGCGCUCGUCCAAGAAGAAGAACAUCAAUCUUCAACGAACGCAAUCACUUUCGUCCAAUCACUACUCGACUUGAAGGAUCGUUUCGAUCAUUUUUUAAUCAACUCCUUUUCGAACGACAAGAUAUUCAAACAGAUGAUCGCGUCGGAUUUCGAACACUUCCUCAAUUUGAACCCGAAAUCACCCGAGUAUUUAUCGCUUUUCAUUGAUGAUAAAUUAAAGAAGGGCGUUAAGGGAAUGUCCGAACACGAUAUUGAGGUUGUGCUUGAUAAGUCUAUGGUUUUAUUUAGGUUCUUACAAGAAAAGGAUGUUUUCGAACGGUACUAUAAGCAACAUCUUGCGAAGAGAUUAUUAUUGAAUAAGUCGGUUAGUGAUGAUUGGGAAAAAAAUAUGAUAUCAAAACUUAAGACCGAAUGUGGUUGCCAAUUUACAUCAAAAUUAGAGGGGAUGUUCAAAGAUAUGACAGUAUCAAACACGAUUAUGGAUGAAUUUAAAGAACACGUUGCCAAAAAUGAGACAAAUUUAGGGGGAGUCGAUUUGUUUAUGAGGGUGCUAACGACCGGAUUUUGGCCCACCCAAAGUGCGACCCCCAAAUGUCACAUACCAGCAGUUCCGUUAGCAGCUUUCGAAUGUUUUCGAAGAUUUUAUUUAGCUAAACAUAGCGGUCGCCAAUUAACUUUACAACCGCAAUUGGGUAACGCAGAUUUAAACGCAGUCUUUUACGGUCCGAAAAAAGAAGAAAGCGAUAAAGAAGGUGCGUGCUCAUCUUCGACAACGAGCGUCGUUUCAAAUCGUUCGGGUCCUCGAAAACAUAUAAUCCAAGUUUCAACGUAUCAAAUGGUUGUUUUAAUGCUGUUUAAUAAUCACGAGAAGCUUUCUUACGAAGAGAUUCAAAAUGAAACGGAUAUACCCGAAAGAGAUUUAAUCAGGGCUUUGCAAUCGCUCGCGAUGGGUAAACCAACGCAACGAAUACUCAUUAAAAAUCCAAAAACGAAGGAUAUCGAGCCGUCUCACGAAUUCUUCGUAAACGAUUCGUUUACGUCGAAAUUACACCGCGUAAAAAUACAAACGGUUGCCGCGAAAGGCGAGAGCGAACCCGAACGAAGAGAAACGAGAAAUAAAGUCGAUGAGGAUCGUAAACACGAAAUAGAAGCCGCCAUAGUGAGAAUAAUGAAAAGUAGGAAAAGGAUGGCGCAUAAUUUACUCGUUACGGAAGUUACUGAACAAUUGAAGAGUAGGUUUUUGCCGUCGCCGGUUAUUAUAAAGAAAAGGAUUGAGGGUUUGAUCGAAAGGGAGUAUCUCGCUCGGACUCCUGAAGACCGAAAAGUGUACACCUACGUCGCGUAAACGAGACCGGACAGUUCUAGACGUUCUCGAGUGAUCUCUCUUUGUAACGUUUAAACUCUUUGAACGAAAUAAAAAAUUAAUUAUUAUAAUAAAAGUAAAAAAAAUUAUUGAUUAAAUAAAUGGAAAAACGAGAUCAGCCCACGAAGAGAUCUGCUGAAAGAAGAUGUUUUAUGAUGGAAAGUUUUGCGGAAUCUCAUUUCGGACGGUGUUUUUAUUACGAGUGCGUAACCCGGUUAAAAGGAUAAGAGAUAGGAUUGAUUGUACCAACUUCUAGUAUCAUUUUAAAUAAAUUAUUCCAAAAUACAGAUGCCGUUAA
Onthophagus taurus is the source of this 2922-nucleotide messenger RNA. It is a transcript of the gene Cul3, whose product is annotated as Cullin 3. NCBI's taxonomy places the organism in Eukaryota, Metazoa, Arthropoda, Insecta, Coleoptera, Scarabaeidae. Gene Ontology annotation, biological process: ubiquitin-dependent protein catabolic process. Gene Ontology annotation, molecular function: ubiquitin protein ligase binding. The record is from RefSeq and is a predicted model, not a curated record. Gene Ontology annotation, cellular component: cullin-RING ubiquitin ligase complex.